Messenger RNA from Aspergillus bombycis, 1683 nucleotides. RefSeq names its product fungal specific transcription factor domain-containing protein. The coding region runs from base 1 to 1683 and encodes 560 amino acids. NCBI's taxonomy places the organism in Eukaryota, Fungi, Ascomycota, Eurotiomycetes, Eurotiales, Aspergillaceae. Gene Ontology annotation, cellular component: nucleus. Gene Ontology annotation, biological process: DNA-templated transcription; regulation of DNA-templated transcription. The record is from RefSeq and is a predicted model, not a curated record. The transcript has 4 exons. Gene Ontology annotation, molecular function: DNA-binding transcription factor activity, RNA polymerase II-specific; zinc ion binding; transcription cis-regulatory region binding.
AUGGACCCAUCUGUGACGUUUCCAGGGGAAGUCACAAAAGCCACAUUUCCCUCACACCCAUUAUCCUGCAGUUCGAGCGAGCAACUCGGAAUUAUGAUACAGUCGAUCGUCAGUCCGAAGAUAGCGGAGCAGAUCUUUCGUCUGUACGAAGAGAGUUUCGCUCCGAAGUGUCCUGUUGUUGUGUUUCGAACUGGCACAACGGCCGCGCUUGUGCGAGAGACCAAGCCGUUGCUCUUUCUGUCCAUAAUUAGCAUCGCUUCUGCUGGAUACUGCACCGUCGCCCAGCAGACAGACUUGGCAGUUAAGGCCAAGCUGUAUCUCGCAGAGCGAGCGAUUGUUUGUGGUGAAAAGUCAAUCGAGCUUGUUCAAGCUCUUCUGGUCGUGUCUUUUUGGUAUAGAGCACCCGAUAAUUAUAAGCAGAUGAACCUGAACCAGCUAGCGUCGAUUGCCACAACUAUGGCCAUAGAUCUCGGGUUGGAUAAUAUUGACGUGUCAAACCCAGCUGGUACAACCAAGGCGAUGUGGGAUCGGGUAGAAGCACAGCGUGCCUGGCUCGGUUGUCUUCUUUUGUCUGCAAGUCUUUCUAUAAUACUGAGGCGGCCCAAUUCGCUGGCCUGGAGCUCGCAGUAUAAUGACUAUGUUGCCGAUUUGCGACGGACCAAAGCAUCCCAGACCGAUGAGUUCCUUUGCACAAUUGUAACAUCGGAGCUUAUCUGCCACGCCGUAAGCCACGAGCUACUUCUAAGUGAUUCGGCCUCCUCGGUAUCCUUAUCCGACCCGGAAAUAUCAAUAAAAGUCCACCAACACAAAUCUCAAAUCGAAUGCCUGCCUCGCGACGAAAUAUCCUCUAUUGACAAAUGUCUUGUUGAAUUUGGCAGGUUUACUAACUUACUGUACCUGCAUGAGUUGGUCUUACAUGUCAACCACAACAUCAGUGAGUUCAAGGCACCGUUUAGUGUGAAGUCUUUGGAGACAUGCACCUUCAUCGACAUACACAAUCCCGACCCGUCUUGCUUUUCUAUGCUUCGCAGUAUCGUACAGGCGGCACAAGGACUGCUUGAUUGUUUCCUGAGCUUAUCCACGUCCGACAUUAUUGCUUUACCACCGCAUAUUUAUGGCGGUCGCGUGAUAUAUGCAAUGAUCCUUCUAUUGAAAAUACAUAAAGCAAUCACAUUAUCAGGGCAGGCAAGAAGUGACUAUGUUACUGCCGACGAAUUACAAGUGGAAGUGUACCUUGAACACCUCGUGCUCGUUUCGAAGAACCUUCUUACGAAAGAUGACCGCAGUGCUUUGAGCAGGGCAUUGCUAGUCAUGCCUCAGCUGAAGCAGUGGUUGCACAGUCACCAAACCAAGACCUUGCGCGGAUCAGAUGAAACGGAAAUGGCGCAACCUCUCCCAUUCCAGACUGGCGAUGGGUCAUUGAGCACUGCAGUACAAACGUCCACGGCAAAUCCUAGUGUGCCUUCGACCUACACACAACCGCCAACAAUAACCCACCUUGAGCCAAUGGAUGGACUUGAACAAUCUGACGUGCAUAUCCAGCCUGCACAAGCGUCUGACUACGAUAUUGUACAUAAUGGGGGCUCAGAAUUUGAGCCACAUCGGCAUGAACAGGCAUCUGACUCUUGGUUUUGGGAAUUCUUCAAUGUCGACAUGCUGCAUCAGAAUGCUCAUUCACUAUGA